Messenger RNA from Zophobas morio, 1548 nucleotides. Its product is annotated as proton-coupled amino acid transporter 1-like. Lineage: Eukaryota; Metazoa; Arthropoda; Insecta; Coleoptera; Tenebrionidae. Gene Ontology annotation, molecular function: L-amino acid transmembrane transporter activity. The transcript is spliced from 8 exons. The record is from RefSeq and is a predicted model, not a curated record. Gene Ontology annotation, biological process: amino acid transmembrane transport. Bases 123 to 1532 code for a protein of 469 amino acids.
CAAAAACGAACUUUCAUUUAUCUAAGUAGUUGUACAAAAAACGCAAAGUAAGCGACGAUAUCAGUGUCUUAUUGACAAUUGUUGCUCUUAAAUUUAGCUAAAGAAUUUACGAAAAUUAAUAAAUGGCUGCACCCGCUACACCCGCUGCACCCGCUGGAAAAGCUGCGCCUAAAGAAGGUGCGGCGGAAGCGCCGCCACACGAGAGGAUGUUCGUCAGCGAAUCAUCGAGAAUGGAAGAAGUGUUCGGUGAGAAACCACUAAAUGGGUACUUGACUACCAUGAUGCACCUGGUCAAGGGUUAUGUGGGAACUGGGAUUUUUGCCAUGGGAGAAGGUUUCAAAAACAGCGGCAUGAUCAUGGGACCAACUCUGCUCUUGAUGAUUGGCAUAAUGAAUCUAAACUGUCAGCACAUUCUAGCAACAACUUCUCAGAAGAUCAGCAAGGAGGUGGGACGAGAAGUGAACCCAAGUUUUCAGGAAACGGUGGAAUACACCUUUGACACUAGUAAACUGAACAUUCUUCAAAAGAACGCAAAACGACUGGGCUGGAUGACGAACAUUUUCUUACUUGUGUGUGAACUGGGCUUCUGUUGUGUCUACUUUGUCUUUGUUGCCAACCAUGUUCUUGAGAUAGCGCACAACAGUGGCUGGCUGGACGCUAAAGAUCCGUUUAGUAUACAUUUAGUACUGGCUGUAAUUUUAGUACCAAUGUGGGCUUCUACAUUUUUGGGAAACUUGAAGUUGCUGCUACCCUUAUCGGUCAUAGCAAAUAUACUCAUCUGGAUCGGUAUUGGGAUUAUAUUUUAUUUUACAACGUACGAAGGGCUUCCUCCAGUCGAGGAAAGGAAGGCAGUUAGCCAUUUUUCAAGAUGGCCGCUCUACUUCGGCACAGCUCUAUACGCUUUCGAAGGGAUCACAUUCAUUAUUCCGUUACGGAACGAGAUGAAAAACAAAGACCAAUUUAUAACCAAACUGGGCGUUUUAAACGUCGGGAUGACUUUCGUUUUUGGUUUAUACAUGCUGGUGGGUUCUCUUGCUUACUGGAAGUACGGGGACGACGUGCGUAGCAGUGUUUUUUUGAAUUUAACAGAAGAAGACCCCAGCGUGUCGGACGCCAUAGACGCCAUCAUUUCGAUAGCCAUCAUUUUCACUUUCACUCUACACAUGUAUAUACCUUUCGAAAUAUCCUUCCCCCUGUUCUACAGAAAGUACGGACCUUUCAAGUACCCAUUUCUAGUGAUGUGUAUAUACAGAAGUGUACCCGUUUUAGUCACUUGGACUAUGGCGAACAUCAUACCUUUCUUGGGUUUGUUCAUAUCACUCGUGGGAGCCACAGUUGGCUCUGUUUUGGCCCUGGUAAUACCAUCGAUGCUCGAGUUGGUCGCCUUCCAAGGAGAACUGUCAGUGUGGCAGAUCAUGAAAGACAUCAUGGUCAUCACAAUUGGAAUCGUGGGCACAAUCACCGGGUCAGUUUUGAGUCUCAUGGACAUUGUGGAGAAAUUUAGAACCGAGUACUUUGGAGGAGAAGAAUAAAUCGUUCUUGAGCUCA